Kockovaella imperatae is the source of this 2016-nucleotide messenger RNA. RefSeq names its product Sec1-like protein. The record is from RefSeq and is a predicted model, not a curated record. Gene Ontology annotation, biological process: vesicle-mediated transport; intracellular protein transport. Gene Ontology annotation, cellular component: fungal-type vacuole; CORVET complex. The transcript has 10 exons. Lineage: Eukaryota; Fungi; Basidiomycota; Tremellomycetes; Tremellales; Cuniculitremaceae. The coding region runs from base 1 to 2016 and encodes 671 amino acids.
AUGAGCAGUCCUGUCGUGAGAACUUCGACACCCGGAGCUGGACCCUCGAAAGCUCCCACCUACUCCAAUGCGCCUCCUGCACCAUCGACGUCCGGAGACUCGGAAUCUACAGCACCGCGGCCCGUUGAAAAGGGCCUUGAGACAGGGAUUUUUCGAGAGCUAAUGAGAACAACGCUUGUCGAGACCCUCAAUGAGAUACCGGGUGCGAAGACCUUGAUACUUGAUCCGGACGUUGCCGGACCCCUGGGCUUAGUGACGGACAUAGCGUUGCUGAAGCAUCAAGCAGUCGACAAGAUCUUCUGGUUCGAGGCGGGCCCGUUGAAUGUAGCAACUCGGAACGUAGUAUGGCUUUGUCGCCCCAAGAUCAAGCAUAUCCGGAUCAUAGCAGGUAUGAGAGACUAUCAGUACACUGCUGAUGGCCUCGUCUUCACCUUGCUACUGGUGCCGAGGGUAACAGAGCUAUGUCGCAAAGUCCUCGAGGAUGAGGGUGUUGCAGGAGAUGUCAAUGUCUUACCUUUUAAAAUGGAGUUUAUCCCGCUAGAAGACGAUUUGCUGUCAUUGGAGAUGAGCGAUACAGCCCGCGAUGUGUACCUGAACGGAGACGACACACCUCUCUAUUACUCUUCACUGGCUUUGAUGACUUUUCAGCGUGCUUUCGGCUUGUUUCCGAAAAUCUAUGGCAAAGGCGACGCUGCGAAGCGCCUUACUAAUCUCUUGGAGCGGCAUCAUUCUUCAGGUGACUCACUAUAUGCGGAUCUGGAAGUCUCAGAUCAGGUGGACGGUCUGAUCAUUGUGGACCGCUCGGUGGACUGGGUCACACCGAUGUGCACCCAAUUGACCUACGAAGGCAUGCUAGACGAAUAUGUAGGCAUCAAAAAUGCACAUAUCGAAGUGGACACUGGCCUUCUGGAUGGUCAGGCUGCCGAGAACCAAGCCGCCGGUUCGAUGAAGAAAAGGAAACACCAUCUCAACGGCUCGAAAGACACUCUCUUAGUGGAUUUGAGGGACCAGAAUUUCGCUGUGAUCGGUUCGAGGCUGUCCAAGAUUGCUAGAAGGCUAGAAGGAGAUUAUGGAGGGGCAAAGAACCUGAAAAGCGUAUCCGAAAUGAAGUCCUUUGUUGGCAAGUUGGGCGGACUGCAUUCUGAGCAGCAAAGUCUGCGUUUGCAUACUGGCUUGACAGAGAUGAUCAUGCCAAUAACGCGGACCGAUGAAUUCAACCGCGUAUUAGAAGCACAACAGAAUCUUUUGGCGGGAUACGACCCAACUGCCCAGAUGACCAUUAUCGAGGAUCUGAUGUAUCAAGAGUCGGCAUGGGCAACAGUCUUACGGUUGGCGAUUCUGAUGAGCCUGACAAGUGGUGGCAUAAAACCGAAGCCGUUGGAAGCUUUCAAGCGGGACUUUCUCCAAGUUUAUGGAUACCAUCACCUGCCGCUCCUUAUCAACUUGCAAAAUCUCGGACUCCUGGUCAAGUCUCCGCCUGCCACGUCCCUGCCAUUCGCCAAUCUCCGGAAACCUCUACGGCUAGUUGUUGAUGACGUCGAUGACGGUGCGCCGAACGAUAUAUCAUAUGUCUACUCUGGGUAUGCCCCAUUGUCGAUCCGGUUGGUCCAAUGUAUCGCCCAAAAGAACGCUGUCGCUUCACCGGCUAAUGUAGACAUUGCGGCCGAGCUCGACGGGCGAGGGAAGAAGGAAUUGCCGAAAGCCCACCCUCUGUUAGGGUGGAAGGGCUUUGAGGAUGUCUUGGGUGCCAUUCCUGGGGCGACCGUAGAUGUCCGGCAGCGAGCACCUGGUGUUUCAGGUCGAGCAGAAGUCAGGUUCGAGCAGGAUCAGAACCAGAUUGUGACCACCGUGGUCUUCUUCCUCGGAGGAUGCACAUAUACGGAGAUAGCAGCGUUGAGAUGGAUGGCAAAGCAGACCAGGGGAAGACGAUUUUUGAUCGCUACUACUGGAAUCAUCAACGGCACGAAUCUCUUGGAGAGCUUGGGAGAGGAGAAACCAGUAGAAUUGACACGAUGA